AUGGAUUCGCAGAUGAGCAACCUGCUAAAAUGGAGCAUCGAAAACUCCGCCCCCACACAGAAAAAUGGCGUUGAACAGGACUCGCCCGAACAAACGGCACAGCGCCUUGAUACUGAUGCUCUCGAGCGCCUUCUGGGAAAUGCUCCAUCAGAUGCCGAAAUGAUGAAGGCGGCUAUGGAGGUGAUCCAAGACGAGACCGCCACCCUGGAUAACAGGCUCCUCGCAUUCGACAAUUUCGAACAACUGAUUGAGAACCUAGAUAAUGCAAACAAUAUGGCUGUUCUAGGGCUAUGGACUCCAUUAAUUGGGGAGCUGGGCAACGUAGAGCCAGAUAUGAGGAAGAUGGCUGCCUGGUGUAUUGGAACGGCUGUGCAAAAUAACGAGCAGGCGCAAAACAAGCUCGUGUCUUUUGAAGCCAUUCCUAAGCUUCUCCAAUUGGCACAGACCGAUCUAAAUGCUGCUGUUCGCCGAAAAGCUAUAUAUGCACUAUCUUCCGCGGUACGGAAUAGCCAGCCUGCACUUGACCAAUUGCAAUCACAUUUACCAAAUGAUUUCGUUUCAAAAGACGAAAGGCUUCAUGCCGAUGAUAUGGGACGUAUUGAUGCUAUUCUGAAUAAGUUAAGAGAGAUAUCUGUAUGA
This is a messenger RNA of Ophidiomyces ophidiicola, 639 nucleotides long. RefSeq names its product hsp70 nucleotide exchange factor fes1 (gene FES1). The transcript has 2 exons. Bases 1 to 639 code for a protein of 212 amino acids. The record is from RefSeq and is a predicted model, not a curated record. NCBI's taxonomy places the organism in Eukaryota, Fungi, Ascomycota, Eurotiomycetes, Onygenales, Onygenaceae.